AUGGGGGGGUCGGGCAGUCGCCUGCCUAAGGAGCAGCUUGUCGAGUACCAGGACUUGACGUUCCUGACCAAGCAGGAGAUCCUCCUAGCCCACAAGCGGUUUUGUGAGCUGCUUCCCCAGGAUCAUCCUAGUGUGGACGACUCAAUGCGGGCACGAGUGCCCUUCCAACAGAUCCUCAGCCUUCCAGAACUCAAGGCCAACCCCUUCAAGGAGCGAAUCUGUAGGGUCUUCUCUACAUCUCCAACCAGAGACACCCUGAGCUUUGAAGACUUCCUGGACCUCCUCAGUGUUUUUAGCGACACAGCAACUCCAGACAUUAAGUCCCAUUAUGCCUUCCGCAUCUUUGACUUUGAUGACGAUGGAACCUUGAACAGAGAAGACCUGAGCCAGCUUGUGAAUUGCCUCACUGGAGAGGGAGAGGACACACGGCUCAGUGCCUCAGAAAUGAAGCAGCUUGUUGACAAUAUCCUGGAAGAGUCCGACAUCGAUAGGGAUGGGACCAUCAAUCUUUCUGAGUUCCAGCAUGUCAUCUCCCGCUCACCGGACUUCGCCAGUUCCUUUAAGAUUGUCCUGUAA
This is a messenger RNA of Chrysochloris asiatica (Cape golden mole), 576 nucleotides long. It is a transcript of the gene CIB1, whose product is annotated as calcium and integrin binding 1 (calmyrin). The transcript has 7 exons. Gene Ontology annotation, molecular function: calcium ion binding. The coding region runs from base 1 to 576 and encodes 191 amino acids. The record is from RefSeq and is a predicted model, not a curated record. Lineage: Eukaryota; Metazoa; Chordata; Mammalia; Afrosoricida; Chrysochloridae.